Molecule: messenger RNA, 2919 nt
Organism: Xenopus tropicalis (tropical clawed frog)
Lineage: Eukaryota; Metazoa; Chordata; Amphibia; Anura; Pipidae
Gene: fam124a
Product: family with sequence similarity 124 member A
Exons: 3
Coding region: 105-1616 (503 amino acids)
Source: RefSeq, marked provisional
CGGGGUAUCCAGGAGUUGCCGGGCAGGGAAUAACAGGACUGAGGGCAGAGCUGUACUGUGAGAUGGGGCCCUGAGCUCCGCUAUGGACAAGAAAGAAGGAGAGGAUGAUUGGGAGGACUCGGGAGCAGAAACAGGGGGGUGAACUGUCGGUAGAAGACAUCCAAGACCCAUUCCUUGUAAGCAUCCACAUCAUCGCUGACCCUGGAGAAUCCAAGUGUCUUCAAGAAGCAAUUGAUCGACUCUUAGUCUGGAUUCACCCCGAUCUGCAGCUAUUCUGUGUUUCAGAGAGAAGGGUAUUAAAGAAAAAGAAGCCCUCCAAGAGCUUUGCCUCCCAUCCAGCCCUUGCCAUUAUACUCUUUCUGCAGGAGGACUAUGGGGAAGAGCAGAUCCUACACCUACACAAGUGCUUUCAGAAACCACCAUGGCAGUUCCACCAUACUGAGCGUGUCCAUGGAAAGUUCCUUCCCUACAUGCCUUGCAACCAGGACUUCUUCACCCUGGCAAACGGCACCCCGCUGUGGGCCAUCAGACAGGUGCACUAUGGGAAGGAAAUAAUCCGCUUUACCAUCUACUGCAGUUACGAGAACUUUGCCGACAUGAUGAAAAUGUAUGAGCUGAUCAUAAAGAAAAGAGUGUGGAGGAAAAAAACUGAUUUUUGCGUCUUUCCAGUUUAUUCAAAUAUGGAUUUUGACAUUGAGUUUUCCCUGAAAAGACUUGUGAAAGGACAAAAGCCGGUGCCCUUGGAAUCCUCGCUGCUUGAAUUCCGAGUCAGAGACUUUGGCCAGCUGAUCCCUCUUUUGCCCAACCAGUGUAGCCCCAUCAGUGAAGGCCGAUGGAAGACGGAAGAUCAUGACGGAAAUAAAAUACUAUUACAGCAAGCGCAGUGUCUGGCCAGAAAGACGGCCUGGAAGCAUCAGAACUACGCAUCAAGGACCGCAGCAAUGACCCAGCCACUCAGCAUCGCUCCACGCAGCCGGAAACUAAAAUAUGGCAAACACAAAGCCCGUGCCAGCCAUGGCCAGGUUCAGCACUUUGGUGGCUCUCAGACUGACUUCCCUAUGGGGCAGGUGGACACGUUCAGAAGUUUAAAGUUUCCCAGUGAAGCCGCGCAGGCCUUUCAGCGCAGCAAGUCUCUAUAUUGUCUGCCCACCAUGAGCACUUUCCCAUCCUGCCAUUCUUUCCCAAUGAGUGAGCCACAUCCCUGUUUCGGGCUGGACACGUAUGAAACACCAGCAUGGAGGAUCAGCCCCAAGAUCAACAUUGAUGACCUUGAAGGGGUUGAGGAGACGGAUGUGGACACGGGGAUGAAGCUCUCCAGUUCAGAUCUGUCAGUGGUGUCUGCUUAUUCCCCUCUGAAUGGCCCCUGCAGUGACUUAGAAGCCUCUCUCCCUUCUGAGGGAGCUCUGGCCCAGAGCGAUACAGUACCCGGCAGGCAGAACCACUCUUCUGAUUCAUUACAUUCCGUAUCUGACAUCUCCUCCAGCCCCUGCCCUGUAUUCCCCAGUACUCCAGCACAGUCCCAGAAGCAUAUCCUCAGCCAUUACCAUCAGUUGUCAGAAAUCACAAGCCAUCUCUCAGAGACUCUGAACAUUGAAGAAGAAGAGUUUUACAUCUGAGCCUGAUAUUCCAAGAACAUUACUAUAAAUACUCACUUCUUUGUGGCAGAUUCUAAGGUUGAUUGAUAGCAAAAGCAUAAAUCCAUAGCCCUGUCCUUGAGCGCCAUUGCCUGUGGUACUAACCUGCACAGAUAGAAGUCUCACAAGCAAUAUAAGCACAAUACCAGCCUUGUACAUUCCCACACUGCAUUUAUAACCUGGCUUAUUGUGCUGUCACAGGGCCUUGCAUUGCUCACAGACAGCGCAGCUGACAUUCGUGCGGUUACUUGAAAACAUGAAAAAUGUAGUAUAUCUGUAAUUCUGUAAAUUAUUUAGAGUUUCCUUAGAACCCAGGGAGGUCUUUGGCUGCUGGUUGUAGUUCAGCCACAGAAGUAGGUUGGGGCAUCUCUCCUAUAAAAUAAGCUGCUAAUGAGAAUCGAAUAAUGCCGGAUGGGUGCCCUAGCGCACACAACGAUGGUGCCUUAUAAUAUGUUUGUAAUCUGGCAGACUAAUCCGAGGCAAAUAAUAAUAAAAAUAAUAUAGCUGCUUCAUUGUUGUCUGGAGCAUUUUUAUAUUAACCCAUUUGAUGUCCGCACCAAUGGCAGUGCACUUUUUGGCAGUGGAAGGGUUUAAGACACUGUUAGCUUUGGGCUAGAUAAAAUAUAAAGUGUGUCGGUGCUAUAGUUAUAGCAGCCCUCUCAUUAUUACAGGUACUGUGUAUAUACUACAGAAUGCCUGGAAACUGCCUGCUGCCACACGGAGCAGAUUCUCAGCCUGCAUAUGUGCCGGCCAAGACUCAUCCCCUAAUCAAAAUGCAUACUUGUGAGUUUCUGCACCAAAAUUCGCUCCAUGUACCUGCACAGGAGGCACAGGAAAAAGCCUGACGCCAGCGUAGGGGCUAAUUCUUGAUCUGCAUUUAUCUGUAGGCAGAGAGUCUGCCCUGUGUGGCAUUAGCCUAAGGGCAGUGGCCCACGGGGAAAUUAUGCACACACUGUUGAUCUUGGCUACAGUGAAUGACUAAUCUCAGCGAAAUGCCAUUGCACCGGUAGUGAAUUGCUGGUGAAAAGCAAUAUUUGUCGCUUCUUUUACUGAAGUCAUGCAGUGUUUCCUGCAGGAGGUAUUUCAGGGAGAUUAACUAAUGUUAUGUUGUAUCAAGGAACAUCAUUAACAUAUACAGGUAUAGGACCCAUUAUCCAGGACCUAGGGUAUUCUGGAUAAGGUGUCUUUUGGCUCUCCAUACAUUAAAUCUACUAAAAAAUCCAUAAAACAUUAAAUAAACCCAAUAUGAUUGUUUUGCAUCCAAUAAAGAUUAAUUCAGUGUAAA